CUCGGGUAUGCCAUGUCGAUGGUCAACGGCCACCCGCUCGACCCACUGCGAUCAACGGAUCGUGUGAGCAAGCCGCUGGUCGGCACGAGAGAUAUGAACGACGGACUUUUCCGCUUCGGUGUUGGUUUUGGACACUCGGUCAAAGUUAUGAGUGAGUCACUUUCGAAAUUGACUCGGAGCCACGUCCCAGAUACAACACUAUGAAUGUUGCUGCGUUUGUUUCGGCUCCAAGAAGUGGCCUUGCCAAGAAGCGCGGUCGGACCAAAACGUAUUCGCUUAAGAUGCUCCGCCAGUACAUCCCACAGGAGCUGCCGCUGCUGGUUCAUAUGUCGUCCGCAUCCAUGGAGUCGGAUUUCGUCGUAUACAACUGCACCCUGUCCAGCUUAACUACUAAGAACUCCUGGAGCGUGUCGUACCGAUACUCAGAGUUCGCCGACUUCCGGACCAAGCUGGAAGAGCUUUGGACGUGUCACGACCCCAAAUGUUCCGGAUCGUGUCAAGCUGUGCGUGAAUACGUUUCGACGUGCUUCCCCAAGAAGCGCCUUGCCAUCAUGUCCACCAAUCCGAACACCAUUUCCAGUCGCAAGAGCAAGUUUGAGAACGUGCUGAUGCACCUACUUCGGUGUGUUCUACUUCCUGGUAGCGCAAUGAAGUGUUUCCAUGCACGUCAGAACCUGCCGGUGAACUUGUUCCAGUUCUUAGGAGUGGAGAACGACGUGGACAGACGUUCACUACUUCAGAUCUUCAUCGACAAUUACCAGGACGUAAUAAAGGAAGGCAACGAGGCCAGUCUGACGGAUAGCUUCCACUCGAACGCAUCGACCGUUGACUCGGCGCCAGACUCAGCACUGUGCAUGAUCUGCCUGUGCGAUGUAGACUUGGAGCACGAUCACCAGCAAUGUAGUUCGCAAUGUACUGACGUCGACAACUUGCCGAUCAUGCUUCCCUGCAAGCACGCGUUCCACCGUGAAUGCGUCUUUGAGUGGCUGAUGUUCGAGUUCCACUGCCCUGUAUGUCGAGUUCGAGUGUGCCCCAACGCUGUGAAGAACUACUGUCGACCUAAGGAUCAUGUGCAGUGGUGGCUCGGCGAUUUUGAGGAGGACCUGUUCCAUCCUACGGCUGAGUAAGUGGAGCGAAACUAGGAUACUGUUUUGAAUCAAUAUAUAAUUUAAUGACGUCAGCAGUAAUUUAGCCAUCGCCUCACGAAGUGAAC
Phytophthora nicotianae INRA-310 is the source of this 1213-nucleotide messenger RNA. RefSeq lists its product as hypothetical. Bases 201 to 1127 code for a protein of 308 amino acids. The transcript has a single exon. Gene Ontology annotation, biological process: ubiquitin-dependent protein catabolic process. Gene Ontology annotation, molecular function: ubiquitin protein ligase activity; metal ion binding; phosphatidylinositol binding. Lineage: Eukaryota; Oomycota; Peronosporomycetes; Peronosporales; Peronosporaceae. The record is from RefSeq and is a predicted model, not a curated record.